ACCAAAUUCUUGACGAAUUUACGAAAAGAAAUUUUAGCAUAGAUAAAAAAAGCACGGUACAUUAUCAAAAAAGUGUCGAUGCUUUCAAAUAUGAUACGUUAGAAGAAAUGAAAGACUUAAUUUUACGUUCUAAAUAUGACAUAAUGCCAACAACAGACUGUUUGUUGGGCGAAAUCGAAAUGCAAAAUCUACAAAAGAAAUAUCCUAUUUUGUAUCUAAUUUUACAUCGUUUACAUUUCAUUACCUUGCUAAAAUUUUUAGCGCCAUGUCUAAAAUGGCACAGAACAAUUGCUGUUCUUGGAUGUUUUUACCUUAAAAAGUGUGAUUGUAGAAAGAUGCAGACAGGAGAUUUCUUAAAAACAAAGAUUGGUAAAAAGAAAAAAUCAAUAAAAACACAUUUUGAUCAUUUUAUUACGUACUGGAAGGAUUUGUUUUCUAAUGAAAAUUUUCAAAUGAUACGAAAUAUUGAACCCCGACUUCGUAAUCUUACAGAAUUCAAAGAAACUGAACCGAUUGAAAAAUUACUGAUAUUGGAUGAAUCAUCUUCAUUAUAUUUGACAAUAAAAACUUUGGUAGAUGUUCAAAACAGUAUAUUAGAUGAAGUCCUCGAUAUCACUUGUUCAAAGAGAUGCACCGCAACUUCAUUUUGUGGAAAAUAUAUUUCCAAUAAAUAUAUUGCCACGUUUCCUGUCGUUCCAGUGAUGGACAUGUCGGACAUUGAAAUCAUUCCAGACUUCUUUCCAGAUUAUGCUAUGAUUUAUGCACAAAGAAGCAAUCGUUUACAGUGUUCAAAAGUAGUAUUUGACUUUGGAAAAAUUGAAGCUGAGGCUGCCGUUCAUUUUUUUUUAAGAGCAAAAUAUAUUCAAUUUGAAAAGCAGAAGGUUAUGAUAACAUUCAAAGAUGAUAUAGCACAAAGUUCAGUUGCUAGACUUAAACACAUUCACGGUUUUUAUCCUCGAAUAGAUGCAAAUGAUCAUAGACUAGAAAAUGUUUUGUUGAAGCUCCGUUUAAACUCCAGUGAGGCAAAUCACAAUCUUCUAACCGUUCUCGGAAUUAUUAUUGCUACACUUCCAUCACCUCCCAUGGACCCAGACAAAUUCCUUUCGCAGUACCUUACAGAACACAAAAGCGAUUUCUCGUUACUAUCGAGUGAGAUUGACACGCCUACCGACGCUCGAAUGAAGGACAUCGUGGAUAUUUAUGAAAAGCUUGAAGAAAUCAAUGGAGAAUACUUUCUUGAAACUCAUCCACGAAAUUUUAACGAAGACCCCCCGGAUUUUGUAGUUUUCAAAUUUAAUAGGAGUAAGGAAGAUCAAUGGAAAAAAAUACAUCGAGGAAUAAAGGUGUUUGCACAUAGAUCACUGUUGAAUUCAGAGGCUGUAGAACUUGAAGCAGAGCUGAGGAGCUAUAUGCAAGAUGAGACGUUUUGGCCAAUAAGUGUGACAGAUGAGGAAAGAAAACAUUUGCAAGAAAUGAUGCCAUCUGCAAUUUUAGUAAAGCACAUUUGUAAAGUGUAUGACCGCAUCAAAACGAAUAUAGAGAUUCCAGAAUCAUUUGAUAAUGAAAAGCAGUCUAGAGGGCCAAAUUCAGGGAAAAUCUUGGCAAUGAAUUUAACUCGCACGUCUUUAUGUCGUACGUAACAAUUAAAUAUGUACAGAACAAUUUAAAAUUUCCAUUGCUUCAUGCUCAGAAAUGUUCUAAAGCCUUCGCAUCGGAUUCCUAUUUUAAUCAUAUGACAAUCUGUUUUUGUAAAAUUCCUCUUAUGAUAGAA
Saccostrea cuccullata (small rock oyster) is the source of this 1771-nucleotide messenger RNA. RefSeq lists its product as uncharacterized. The record is from RefSeq and is a predicted model, not a curated record. The coding region runs from base 108 to 1640 and encodes 510 amino acids. The transcript is spliced from 2 exons. Lineage: Eukaryota; Metazoa; Mollusca; Bivalvia; Ostreida; Ostreidae.